Messenger RNA from Blepharisma stoltei, 927 nucleotides. The record is from the annotation of a GenBank genome assembly. NCBI's taxonomy places the organism in Eukaryota, Ciliophora, Heterotrichea, Heterotrichida, Blepharismidae.
AUGAUUGAUGAUGUCUACUUAAAAUUCCCUGUAGAAUUUGUGCAAUUUCUGAAUGAAAAUCAGGUGGAUCCUGCAGUUUUUAUGCAGAAUGACCUGCCGAGGUUUGUGAGAGUCAAUCCAAAAAACCCAGCUGAUAAAGCUCAAUUUUUACAAGAAUUGCAGCAGUUAAACCCAGAGGUCCAAUGCAGCGUAGAAGAUUUAGGCUGAAUCAAAGAUUUUUGGGCGGUAUCUGGAGAAGCAAAAAUAGUAAAUACACCUAGCUAUAUUCAAGGGAAAAUUUAUGGAAUGGAUGCAAGCUCUGCAAUACCAGUUUUAUCAUUAAAAUUAAAGCCUGACAUAUCUGUAUUAGAUAUGUGCUGUGCCCCUGGAGCCAAGCUCCUUUAUUUAAAUGACCUUCUUGAUGAGUCUUCAUCUAUAUCUGGUAUUGAUAUAAGCCAAGACAGACUUAAAGUUACAAGAUCUCUAUUAAAAAAAUAUAACGCAAGAAAUGAAAUCCAAUUGAUUUGCCAUGAUGCUUUGACAUGGGACACGGAUUUGCAAUUCGAUAGAAUAUUAGUCGAUGCUGAGUGCACACAUGAAGGAUCAAUUAAGCAUAUGAAAAAGUUUACAAGACAAUGGGGCUGGGAGACUUUUAAGAAGAGAGUUAUGGAUACACAUGUAGAGCUUGAACGACUGCAAAGAGGGCUGCUAAAUAAAGGAUGUGACUUGCUUAAGCCAGGAGGGAGAAUUGUUUAUAGCACUUGCUCGUUUUGUAGAUGCGAAAAUGAAGAUAUUGUGGAUUUUGUUGUGAAUAGCAGAAAUGAUAUGACUGUUAAAGUUGUGGAAGGAGAAUUUCCGUGUAAGAGAGAUAGAAGUUUUAUGAAAUUUGAUCCUCUAAUAUCGAGAACUGGAGGACAAUUUGUAGCUGUUUUAAAGAAAGCGAAAUAA